CUGGGCCCUCCUUCUCCAGCUAACAGUUCCUGCUUGGGCCGGCGAUCCGACGGGCAGCGAUGGCGAAGCGCCCGCGGGCCGGGCUGGCCGGUGCGCUGCAGGUGCUGCUCUGCUGCCUGCCCUUGUGUCUGAGUCGGGGGCCGCCGCACUUGGUGCUGGUGCUGGCCGAUGACCUGGGCUGGAACGACGUGGGCUGGCACGACUCCGAGAUCCGCACGCCCACCCUGGACGCGCUGGGGGCCAGCGGGGUGCGCCUGGAGCGCUACUACACGCAGCCCCUCUGCACCCCUUCCCGCAGCCAGCUGCUCACCGGCAGGUACCAGAUCCAUACAGGUUUACAGCAUCAGAUAAUUUGGCCAUGUCAACCCAGCUGCAUCCCACUGGAUGAAAAACUUCUACCUCAGCUAUUAAAGGAAGCAGGGUAUGUUACCCACAUGGUGGGCAAGUGGCAUCUGGGAAUGUACAGAAAAGAAUGCCUUCCUACCCGUAGAGGGUUUGACACUUACUUUGGCUACCUUCUUGGAAGUGAAAACUACUAUUCUCAUGAACGUUGUGUGGCCAUUGUGUCAAAAAAUAUAACACGGUGUGCCCUUGAUUUUCGAGAUGGAGAAGAAAUUGCAGUUGGAUUUGAAAACAUGUACUCUGCUAAUGUAUUUACCAAAAGAGCUGUAGAUCUUAUAACUAAUCAUCAAACUGAGAAGCCUCUCUUUCUGUACCUCGCUUUGCAAUCUGUCCAUGAUCCUCUUCAAGUACCUGAGAAAUACACAGAACCUUACUCCUUCAUCCACAAUGAAAAUAGACGCAAAUAUGCAGGAAUGGUAUCCAUUAUGGAUGAAGCUGUAGGAAAUGUCACAGCAGCCCUAAAGAGCCAUGGACUUUGGAACAACACUGUUUUCAUCUUCUCUACAGAUAAUGGAGGUCAAACGCUGGCAGGUGGAAAUAACUGGCCUUUAAGAGGAAGGAAGUGGACCCUAUGGGAAGGAGGAGUGAGAGGGGUUGGAUUUGUUACAAGUCCUUUACUGAAACGGAAGGGAGUGGAAAGUCAUGACCUUAUUCACAUUUCUGACUGGCUGCCAACUCUGGUGAGCCUCGCUGGAGGACAUAUAAAUGGCACAAAGCCCUUAGAUGGCUUUGAUAUGUGGAAAACCAUCAGUGAAGGAAAACGUUCCCUGCGAAAGGAGCUGCUUCAUAAUAUAGACCCUGUAUUCGUGGAUCCUUCUCCAUGUGCAAGUAUCAGAAAAAGUUCAGCACCGCAAAGUAAUUAUUUUUCAUGGGAAGAUUCAAUUUUCAAUACUUCCAUACAUGCUGCAAUUCGAUAUGGAAAAUGGAAACUAUUAACAGGCAAUCCAGGCUGUAGUGAGUGGAUUCCAGCCCCACUAUUAUUUAAUGAGUCAAAGACACUAUCCUCUGAUCCACCAGCAAAGAAACUUUGGCUGUUUGAUGUUGUUAAUGAUGCUGAGGAAAGAAAUGAUUUGUCAGAACAAUAUCCUGGCAUUGUGAAAAAACUUCUCUUCCGUCUUCAGUACUACUACAAGAACUCUGUUCCUGUAUUCUACCCAGACGAUGACCCCCGUUGUGACCCAGCAGCAACUGGGGCUUGGGGGAACAAUCAAUAAAAUUUGGAUGUAGAAAAACUGCACAGCAUCACACCUGGAAGAAUAUUUCUGCUGUACGGGUUAUAAAGCUGAUUUCCAUUGUAUGCUUGUGCACAUAAAAAUGUAUACUCCCUUGUACACAAGUGUAGACAUGAAUGUACAAAAAUGCACCAAGGGAAUCAAUCCAGUGACUCAGGGACCUUGCACAAAUCUGUCUGACCUUGUUUAAUUUAUCUUAACAGAGUCAGCUUCAGGCCUUUGGAUUCAGUUCUUCUCAUUCAAUGUAGUUUGGAGGUUGCAGUUUCCCCUUAGAGAGAUUGAAAUUCUAUUCAAAUUAGAACUCUGUCAUUUAAGAUGUUAGCUUUUGUCCCUGACAUGUCUCCAAAGCAGAGGUAAAAUGAUGCUGCUUUCCCAAAAUUGCUGGCCAGCUGGGAAACAUUAUUUCAGCUGGAAAGCUCUGAGUCAUGGGGGCAGGCCCUUCCAAAUUCUUUUGCAUUUGAAGUCAGAUGCUUGAUUUCAUACUUGCCAGCAGCUAGUUUUUGUUGGAGGCUAACACAGAGUUGUAAAGCAAAGGCCAGUUGUUGAUUUCACGUGGCAUUCCAUUUUCUCACCUUUACCUCUUUGCUCUUUUUGUCAUGGGAGCAUUUAAAAAUCUCUGAGCACAACCGUGUUUUUCUGGUCAUCCAAAUGGCCUGGUUGUUUAGCAUCAGAUUUGAGAUUCUGUGAGCAGAACAACUACAUUUGCACCUAGAAUGCAUAGUAGAAACUAUGCUGAUCCUUAAAUUUUUUUGUAUAAUUAGAGAUUUUGUUGAUGUAGUAGAAAAUUAAAUAUUUUCUGAAUGAGA
Messenger RNA from Sphaerodactylus townsendi, 2440 nucleotides. It is a transcript of the gene ARSB, whose product is annotated as arylsulfatase B. The record is from RefSeq and is a predicted model, not a curated record. The coding region runs from base 60 to 1616 and encodes 518 amino acids. NCBI's taxonomy places the organism in Eukaryota, Metazoa, Chordata, Lepidosauria, Squamata, Sphaerodactylidae. The transcript is spliced from 8 exons.